CUGUAUAUAUAUAGAAGGGGGGGGGGAGAGAGAAAGAGAAAGAAAGAGAGAGAUAGAUGUGAAGAAGAAAGAGAAUUGUGAGAAGUGGAAAGGAAGAUGAUGAUGAUGAUGGAGGAGGAGGGUUCAGAUUCAGCUGAUCAACCACAACACUACUCCAAAUUCACCAAAUCUCUCCAAGAACUGAAAGAUUUGUGUUCACAGCUUCAUGCAGCAGCAGAAUACUGUGAAUCCACUUUUUUGAAAGCCAAUCACAAGCAUUUAGUUGUGGAGAACACUAAGAAGUAUGUGUGCAGUGCGGUCGUUGCAGUGGUGGAUCAUCUUGGCAGUGUUUCAGCAAAUCUUGAUUAUCAUAUUUCGGAAAUCGACACAACCGUACAAACCGCAGUCAGAAUUGAUUUCUUGAAACAGAAACUUUUUACAUGCCAAGAAUAUUCCGACAGACUUGCUCUGGCUAAACUGAACUGGAGGGUAGAUACACCGCGAUAUAAUUCCCGUUAUUUAAAACCAUCUGUUCCAGACGUUUUGAGUCGAAAUAUCAGUUUAAGGGAUUCAGGGGGCGAUAUUAUUGCAAACACAUAUAACAUUAAGCAAGGAUUCAAAUUAGACGAAGAAAUUCCGCUACUGUUUUACACUUGUAUUUACAAAUCAUCACCAUCUCGAUUUGGGAGAUCAGUAUCCGAAAAGGAUGAAGAAACGUCUGAUUCAUCGUCAUUUUCAGGUAGCAAUCUAAAAAUGCGAAUGCAUAUAGAUUUUGUGGUACUGUUUAAUUUGUUUAUUGUGUUAUUACAGGUUUGCCGAUCAGUGGUCGCUUAUCUGUCUCAACAAAACCUCAAGCCUUGUCAGUUCAGUUACAGGACAAGCAUAAGCAUAAACGUGGUACGUUGUUUAGGAAAUCGAUGACGAGUGGCGAGAUCUUAUCAUUCAUUCGCAGAAGAAAGUGAUUCUGAUACCAGACGUUAGUUAUGCAAGAUUCAGUAUCAGUAUGAUGACUAACAAACGUAUCAGUAUUUGAAAUGUCUUAACCUCAUAUGAUACAGUAUAUUUACAGGUUUCAAACUGUUAUUAAAUUAUGAAAGUGAUAAGAUAAUUCAAUGUUUAUUGUUCAGUAUUAUCCAACAACAUUUUGUUUAUAUAAUUUACAAGGGUAAAAUGGUAAUUUUAUUAUUAU
This is a messenger RNA of Cynara cardunculus var. scolymus (artichoke), 1168 nucleotides long. RefSeq names its product probable protein ABIL5. The record is from RefSeq and is a predicted model, not a curated record. NCBI's taxonomy places the organism in Eukaryota, Viridiplantae, Streptophyta, Magnoliopsida, Asterales, Asteraceae. The coding region runs from base 97 to 900 and encodes 267 amino acids. The transcript has 7 exons.